UAUCGUUGGUUUUAAUUGCUCAUAAAUUUGGUCUUACAGUUGUCCUUCAUUCAAAUACUAAACUCAUUACAAUUUCUGAGUAAAAUUCAGUUAAUUAAUAUUUUGAAAAAAUCAACAGAAUUCGAAGUUGGCACCAUCUAUAAAGAACUUAUUUAACUACGUAAUCUUAUGAUUACGUUCAUAUUUUGUUUCACCGAAAAUGGAAUGAACCUGAAUUGUUAUUUGCGUUUGUUGGUCAUUUAAUUCAAUCAUCAUGUCAACCUUAUCAAUAACCAGUGAGCAAAAAAGAACCUUAAAGGUUAUGCUAAAUCUCAACAAUAAGGAUCUAAAAUCUCGUGUUGAACCCAUUUGGAGAGUUUUGAUUUACGAUCGCAGAGGCCAAGAUGUGAUUGCACCUUUAUUAAAUAAUAAAGAACUUCGCGAUAUCGGUGUUGUUCUACAUUUAGCCCUUCAUUCCGACAGAGACAGUAUUCCCGAUGCAGCAGCAGUCUAUUUUGUGGUUCCCACUGAUGAAAAUAUAACCAGAAUUUGCUCAGAUCUACGGAAUCAUUUGUAUGAUCAUUAUUAUCUAAAUUUCAUUACGCCGGUUUCUCAUCAUAAGAUAGAAGAUUUAGCAUUAGCUUGCUUAGAAGCCGAUGCGACCAAAGUUAUUAAGAAAGUUAUGGAUCAGUAUCUUGAUUUUAUCAGCCUUGAAGAUGAUAUGUUCAUUUUAAGACAACAUAAUAAAGAGGAAGUGUCAUAUUAUGCUAUCAAUCGGGCUGAUGUCCAAGAAUCAGAGAUGGAGGAAGUUAUGACUAAAAUAUGUGAUGGACUAUUUGCUCUUCUAGCAACUCUUGAAGUUGUUCCAAUUAUUCGAUGUCCUAAAGGUAAUGCAGCAGAAAUGGUGGCUGAAAAACUCAACAAACGAUUACGAGAAAAUCUUCAAGAUGUUAAAAAUAAUCUUUUUAAAGGAAAUAGUUUCGCUGAUCUGAGUGAACAGCGUCCAUUAACCUUCCAGCGACCAUUAUUGAUCAUACUCGAUCGGAACAUGGACAUGGCUACACCUUUACAUCAUACUUGGACUUACCAGGCUUUAAUUCAUGAUGUCCUACAAUUUAAAUUAAAUAGAGUGACAAUUAAUGAGGUUGAUGAGCACGCACGAAAAAAGUCUCAAACUUUUGAUCUGAAUUGUGAUGAUGAAUUCUGGCAAAAGCAUAAAACGACUCCAUUUCCACAGGUGGCCAAAUCAGUCCAAGAAGAGCUUGAAGCAUAUAAAAAUUCUGAAGAAGAAGUUAAACGAUUGAGAAAUAACAUGGAUUCUGAAAAUUCGAUGGACUUAUUGUCCAACAACACAGCCAAAUUAACUUCUGCUGUUCAAUCUUUGCCAGAAUUAUUAAAAAAGAAAUCUUUGAUUGAUAUGCACACAACAAUUGCGACAGCUAUUUUAGAUCAAAUUAAGAAACGCAAGUUGGACAAUUUUUUCGAAUUAGAAGAGAAAAUAUUAUCCAAAUCGAUUCUAGACAAAACUCCAUUGGAUAUAAUUAAAGACAGUGAAACUGGCUCUGAAACUGACAAAGUGAGAUUAUGUCUUAUCAACUUUUUGUGCUCUUCAUUGUCAGAUGAUGAGAUCAAUGAAUAUGAGAAAACAUUAGAAGAAGCUGGUUGUGAUUUGAAUGCUUUCCGCUACCUCAGAAGAUGGAAAACCUUUUCUCGAAUGCCUGCUUUGGCUAAUUGUCAAUACGGUGGAGGAACCAAAACAGUUAAUAUGUUUUCCAAGUUAAUGACUCAAGGAUCUCAAUUUGUGAUGGAAGGAGUGAAAAAUUUAGUUCUUAAAAAACAUUUUCUUCCAAUAACCAGGAUUGUUUCUGCUUUCAUGGAAAUGAAAAAUCUUCAAGAAAUUGAAGAUUAUCGAUAUUUUGAUCCUAAGUUGUCAAAGGCGACCGAGAAUCGUACUCCUGAACCACGAACAUCCUUCCAAGAUGCAAUUGUUUUUGUUGUUGGAGGCGGAAACUACAUUGAAUACCAGAAUUUAGUGGAAUAUUGUAAACAAAGUAAAACCGGAAAGCCUAAUCCAAAAAGAGUGAUUUACGGAUGUACAGAUUUAGUCAAUGCAGAUCAGUUCAUUGAGCAGUUAUCAAGAUUGGGCGCAGAGUUACAGAGAUAAACAAAUCCAAAUUAUCAAAACAACUUAUUUUAAAUAUAGCCUGUUGAUUAUUUCUUUUUAAUAGAUGAUAAUAAAUGUGUUGUAAUAUAACAAAAUAAUCAUUGAUGGGAUUGCAAACUUGA
Molecule: messenger RNA, 2265 nt
Organism: Tetranychus urticae (two-spotted spider mite)
Lineage: Eukaryota; Metazoa; Arthropoda; Arachnida; Trombidiformes; Tetranychidae
Gene: Slh
Product: sec1 family domain containing Slh
Biological process (GO): vesicle-mediated transport
Source: RefSeq, a predicted model, not a curated record